AUGUGGACCACGUCUGCCAUGACAGUCAACAUGUCUGAGGCUGAGCCAGACCACAUUAACUGCACCAUCAGCCAUGAGAUCCACCAGUACCUGUUCUCUGUGGCCUACAUCCUGGUUCUUUUGAUUGGCGUUCCCACCAACGCCUACUCCCUCUACCAUGCCUGGCUUCAGCUGAGAGACAAGAACGAGCUGGGGAUCUACCUUCUCAACCUGACCGUGUCAGACCUCCUCUACCUGGCCUCUCUGCCUCUCUGGCUGCAGUACAUCUUCCAGGGAGAUGACUGGAGACAAACUGAGUGGCUUUGCCAGCUGUGUGGCUUCCUGCUCUAUGAAAACAUUUAUGUUAGUAUCGGAUUCUUAUGUUGUAUCUCUAUAGACCGUUACCUAGCCGUAGUGUACCCAUUCCGCUUCACAGCUUUUCGAAGUAUGCGGGCAGCCACGUUGGCCAGCGCCUUCAUCUGGCUGAAAGAGAUUGCUGUGGGUGUUGUCUUUUUCAAACACAAGGAACUAAGCAGGGACAGCACCAACCAAUCGGUGUGCUUUGAGCACUACCCCAUGCAGCCGUGGGAGUACCCAAUCAACUACUACCGUUUCGCCGUUGGCUUCCUGUUCCCACUAGGCAUCCUGUCCGUGUCGUAUCUCCGCGUCUUGCGGGCGGUCGGAAAAAGCGUAGGCACGCAAAGCACCCAGAAAACGCGCAUCAAGAACCUGGUGACCAGCACCAUUGUCAUUUUCCUGGUGUGUUUCUCUCCAUACCACGUGUUCCUGCUGGUGCGUACCAUCUUGGAAAGAGACUGCCCCUUCAUAAUCAACAUCUUCAACUACUACCACGUCUCCCUGCUGCUCACUAGCUUCAACUGCGUGGCCGACCCAGCGCUGUACUGUUUCGUCAGUGAGAGGGCCCAGCAGGGGAUCCAACAAGCCCAGGAGGCCUGUACCCAGGCCCUCUGCUGCUGCUGCCACAGGGGACAGCACAGCCCCGUCACAGCCACAGGUACAGACUCCGAGGUGGCCACCUCCAACGAGAACAGAAAAGUCUCAGUCACACUGCUGACAUCUAGUAGUAAUAUUAAUAAUACAUGGGUUUUAUGA
Salvelinus namaycush (lake trout) is the source of this 1092-nucleotide messenger RNA. RefSeq names its product ovarian cancer G-protein coupled receptor 1-like. Gene Ontology annotation, biological process: cellular response to pH; G protein-coupled receptor signaling pathway. Bases 1 to 1092 code for a protein of 363 amino acids. The record is from RefSeq and is a predicted model, not a curated record. The transcript has a single exon. Lineage: Eukaryota; Metazoa; Chordata; Actinopteri; Salmoniformes; Salmonidae. Gene Ontology annotation, molecular function: G protein-coupled receptor activity. Gene Ontology annotation, cellular component: membrane.